UUUCAUAGUUUACCAUUAUGGGCUCACUGAAGAGAAUAUAAGUCUGAAGCAGAGCAGAAACAGUUUAGUUGUGUCUUGUGUAUUUGCUUUGGCUGAGAUAUACUGCUUUUUUGCCUUGACCCAACUUCUAUGUUGAAAGAUGACACUCUGGAACCAGCUGCAGCUGCUGGACUCUCUGUAUUUAGAGCAAGUGGACCAGCUUUACGAUGAGGCCUUUCCAAUGGAGAUCCGACAGUAUCUCAGUCAAUGGAUUGAGAGUCACGACUGGGAAUCAGUUGCAAGUAACGUAUCUUUGGCAACCCUGCGCUUCCAUGAACUCCUAAACCAACUGGAUGAGCACUACAGCCGUCUCAACCUAGGAAACAACUUCCUUUUACAGCAUAAUAUACGCAAAAUUAAGCGUAACCUACAGGAGCACUUCCAGGAGGAUCCUGUGCACAUGGCUAUGAUCAUAUCUAGCACUCUGAAUGAAGAGAGAAAGAUACUGGAAAAUGCACUUAGAAAUCAAGGUAAAGGUGGCUCCUCACAGGGGAGUAUCACGAUGGAACAGCAAAACGAGUUGGACAAUAAAGUCAACAAUUUGAAAACGACCGUGCAGAAAAUAGAACAGGUCAUUCAGGUCCUGGAGGAUGUGCAAGAUGAGUACGACUUCAAGAGAAAUACUUUGCAGAGUCGAGUGGAAGUUGAAAUGAACGGCCAGAUAACAAAAGAGAUCCAGCAGGAGGAAAUGGCAAUUAGACAAAUGUUUGUUGGGCUGAGCAUGAAAAGAGAGGUGGUUAUAAAAGAAAUUGCAAAUGCACUGACUCUAGCCGAGCAGAUCGAGCUCACACUCAUAUCAGAAGAGUUACCUGAGUGGAAGAAGAGACAGCAGAUGGCUUGUAUCGGCGGGCCGCCCAAUGCCUGUCUGGACCAACUGCAGAGCUGGUUCACGGCAGUGGCAGAGUCUCUUCAACAGAUCCGUCAGCAGCUGAAGAAAGUUCAGGAAUUGGUGCAGAAAUUCACCUACAACAAUGACCCCCUCACUCUGGGCAAGAGCCAGCUGGAUGACCAGGCCCUUGCAGUCUUCAAAAGCCUUAUAUUAAAUUCUCUUGUGGUGGAGAGACAGCCUUGUAUGCCGACGCAUCCUCAGAGACCCUUGGUGAUAAAAACAGGAGUUCAGUUCACAGUCAAGAUCAGAUCACUAGUCAAACUCCCUGAACUGAACUGUCAACUCAAAGUAAAAGUCUCUAUUGACAAAGAUUUAACAGAGAAAGACACAAUAAAAGGAUGUAGGAAAUUCAACAUUUUAGGAACAUUUUCUAAAGUUAUGAACUUAGAGGAAUCCAGUGGAUGUCUAGCAGCUGAAUUUCGUCAUUUGCAAUUAAAAGAGAUGAAAAGUAACAACAGAACCAAUGAGACUCCUCUCAUCAUUUCUGAGGAGCUGCACAUACUUAACUUUGAAACUCAACUCAUUCAGUCAGGACUAUGUGUUGAUUUAUCGAUCACAUCACUUCCUGUUGUGGUGAUCUCCCAUGUGAACCAGUUACCUAGUGCCUGGGGCUCCAUCUUAUGGUACAACAUGCUCUGCAGUGAACCCCACAAUCUGUUGUUCUUCUUGAAUCCUCCACCUGUGAAAUGGGGGCAGCUUUCAAAGGUCUUAAGCUGGCAGUUUUCUUCUGCCACUAAGCGAGCGCUGAACUCUGAGCAGCUGAGAACGCUUGCCGACAAAGUUCUUAGUCAUGAAGCCCAAGGUGACCCUGAAGGUCUCAUCCACUGGAAUACAUUUUGUAAGAUGUCUCCUAAUGAGAGGGGUGUCCCAUUCUGGCUGUGGAUAGAUGGAAUUCUGGACCUUAUUAAAAGACAUCUGCUCAACAUCUGGAAUGAUGGGUAUAUUAUAGGGUUUUUGAGUAAAGAGCGAGAGAAGGUUUUGUUGAGCGACAAACUCCCCGGCACUUUCCUUCUGCGCUUCAGUGAAUCCUGUCGAGACGGAGGAAUCACCAUCACAUGGGUGGAGUAUUCACAGGACGGUGAACCUAAGACACAUUCAGUGAAGCCCUACACUAAAUCCGAUCUGGCGUCCAUCUCCUUGCCUAACGUCAUCCGCGACUACACGCUCACCGCUGCACAGAAGAUUCCGGUGAACCCCCUCGUCUACCUUUACCCAGACAUCCCAAAAGAUGACGCCUUUGGUCGCUACUAUAUCAGCUCUUCUGAUGAUACAGAAGAGAUGGAGAUAGACAAACCUAGGUCAUAUAUCAAGCCAUAUAUAGGCAGGCGCAUAAUUUCUGUGUCAGAUGAACCUUUUUCAAGACCCCGUAAGUGUUAAGAGCACCUCAAGGCAAAACUGAUAUGAGGAACGUUUCUCCACCAAUGCAUCUAAAUUUAAUGCAGAGCUUUUUUUAUGGAGGAAAAUGAAUCUGUUUUUAGAAGUAUUGUAUCUGGCACACAGAUAUCUAUAAUGAAUAAUGGAAACAAAUAGUGAUGCCAAAAUUAUUUAUCUUUGCAUGGGUUUUUUUCUAUUUAAGGAUCUACUACAUUUAUUCUCCAUUUGUGUAAAGAAGAGGAGCCAUUUUUUUCCGUCAAAUAACAGAAUACACUUAAAACAGUGUAAUCAUGUUCUUUUUGUUUGUUUGUAUAAAAAUGUGAACAUAUUGUAAAGAAACUUGCAUGUUGCAUGGAUUUGAAUUUUCUGUGUACCAGAAACUCAGUAUACAAAACUCUGAAAAAACUCUUUCUGUGAAGACAUUUGUUUGUGAAAAGGACAUUCUUCUCCAUCUUGUGAAGCACUUUUGCACAUUAAAAUAUCUUUCCAUACAAUUGCCUUAUGAACAUGUACACGUACACCAGCAAGAUACAGUCUAACAGAAAUAAACAUCAACCUACCUUCUACAGUCAGAAAUAAUGCUACAGAUCCAAGCCAGGUCAAUUAGGCAAUGUUACAUACUGACACAUGAAGUAAAAUAAAGAUUAUUAAAUGGUUUAUA
Messenger RNA from Cyprinus carpio (common carp), 2963 nucleotides. RefSeq names its product signal transducer and activator of transcription 1b (gene stat1b). NCBI's taxonomy places the organism in Eukaryota, Metazoa, Chordata, Actinopteri, Cypriniformes, Cyprinidae. Gene Ontology annotation, molecular function: DNA-binding transcription factor activity, RNA polymerase II-specific; RNA polymerase II cis-regulatory region sequence-specific DNA binding. The record is from RefSeq and is a predicted model, not a curated record. Gene Ontology annotation, biological process: defense response; regulation of cell population proliferation; type I interferon-mediated signaling pathway.